Messenger RNA from Physcomitrium patens, 1949 nucleotides. Its product is annotated as transcription initiation factor TFIID subunit 14b. The record is from RefSeq and is a predicted model, not a curated record. NCBI's taxonomy places the organism in Eukaryota, Viridiplantae, Streptophyta, Bryopsida, Funariales, Funariaceae. Gene Ontology annotation, biological process: regulation of DNA-templated transcription.
UUGUGUGGUGGGCAGAGGGCGAAGAGUUGCCGAGGAUUAGCCACAGCGCCGUGACAGGACACGACCUGGCGACGGGGUGUGGAUAAGUUGGAGUAGUCCAGGAUAAAUUGUGCGAGUUUGGACCAAUUUUGGAGCAUGUCGGCUGCGCAGACUUUUCAUUAGGGUUUUUACAUGUCCAGCGCUAGAUGGGUUCGGUCCUUUUGGUUUAGGUUUUGCAAAGGCAUCAUCCACUGGCAUUAAAAAGGUCAGGCGAACUGUUUUUUGAGCUCCCAGACGAGCGGUGCUAGGCAUGGCCGCGCCGCCGUCCUCCGCGUCCUCACAUCAGGUUCCUUCGGGGUCCACCACGAGCGCUGGAUCCAGCGGCGGAGCUACUGCUUCUUCGAAGCGGAAGCGUCGUCUCCAUGACCUCUCUACCGAUGAGGGACGGGUGAUGUAAUUCCCUGGUGGUGAACUGGAGGGGAUGUCGUAGAAAAUUGUCUCUGCUUGUUGCUAAGGAGAUACUACAUUCGACAUAUCAAUGAAAUAGUUGCUCUGAGAGGAAAGAUGUCCCAAGCUGUCGUUGGGAAAAAGUAUGGGAUUGAGCAAACUGAAGUUAGCGCCAUUCAACGAAUGCAGCGUGUCAAAAUUGCCCGCUUGGUGGAUGAUAAUGAUAAGAAGCCCAUGGUUGGAAGAAUUAAAGGGGUGGAGAUAACUGUUCCUAUCGUGUAUGGCUCCAUUUCCUUUUGGCUUGGGAAGAAGGCGGCUGAGAGCACACACAAGUGGACAACAUAUGUUCGAAGUGCUACUAAUGAAGACCUGAGUGUCUUGAUCAAGAAGGUUGUUUUCCAGCUGCAUCCCAGCUUUGAGAAACCCACUAGAACAGCAGAUGCAGCUCCGUUUGAGCUGUCGGAAUCAGGAUGGGGCGAAUUUGAAAUCGGUAUCACUAUCUAUUUUCAUCCCGAUGUUGGAGAAAAACCUAUGGAGUUGUUUCAUCAUCUGAAAUUGUAUGCUGACGAUGAAACAAUUCCGCAAACAACCAAGAAGCCUGUUGUUGUGGAGUCCUACGACGAGAUAGUUCUUUCAGAUCCCAUGGAGGCAUCAUUUGGACGCUUACGUAAUCAUCCUGCCGUUCGAGUAACAGGGAAUCCACCUUCGCAACUUGCUCUUCCAGUUGGAGAAAAUUCCUUGGAAAGAAGAGGAUGUGAUACGAAGGAUCAUGCCCUUGCGCAGUGGUUCUUGAAACAUUCCGAAACUGAGGAUAUGAACUCUCUUACAGCUGUUCGUCAACAGGUAUAUGCAGCUGCUGCAAAGUUGAAGAAAGACCUUGGUUCAUUGGAGGGUGAGAUUUUACGCAUACGAGCCACGACGCGUUAACAUGUAUAUACAAAUCUGUAACCUUGGGAUUUGAUUAAUCACUGCAGGACCUGGCAUGCACUGUACAUUGAGAUAAUCAGGUAAGACCUUGUUAUAUUUCCACUUACAGGUGUGAAAAAAUUAAAUAAUUGAACGUAUAAGAUUAGUCACUCUUAACCAUGAUGAAGUUGUUGUCGAUUCUGCAGCGUCGGUUUAGAAAUCAAAUCGUCAGUCCUUGGUCCAUCGCUCUGUUUGCUGCAUAUCAGGCUGGUCUUCAUCCCAGCUAUCCUUAAUCAGGUGUUGCUGGAGGGCAGCCGGUAAGGUGAGAAAUUUGUAUCAAGAUUAUUGACAUUAGCUUCGUUGUUGGCGUAUAUAUUUUGGGUAAGUGUUUGGAUAGUUGGCACCAAGUCAAGCUUCAAAGGGGAUGCAAGAUACGUUCUCAAAAAAAUGAAGCAUGGUAUUUUCCUCCAACAUUCAAGAUUGUUGAGAUGCUUAUUUGUUUGUAGGUUUAUUUUUUGGAGCGCUGUAACAUAAACUCUUUAAGGUUGUAGGCGGGCACCACAUCUCUUGUGAAACAAGUUUAAUAAAUUAAGGACUUUGACUCUGUACUUUCACAA